Messenger RNA from Amoebophrya sp. A25, 969 nucleotides. The record is from the annotation of a GenBank genome assembly. NCBI's taxonomy places the organism in Eukaryota, Dinophyceae, Syndiniales, Amoebophryaceae.
AUGACACAGGAUGCACACUUGAACUCGUGCAAAAAGUGCCGCGACUGUAUUUGGAAUCGCUUCGAAUCACGUUCAUUUCCCUGGAGCCCAUUGAUCGACAUGCCGUCGUACGAGCAGCAUGGGUAUUGGAGAUUGCGAUGGACACGUGAAUACUGCGAAUCCCGUCUCAACGUACCCAAUGUCAAUGCCUCUCCGCGUUUUGGAAAUCUUUUCUCUCUCCAGAGCCCGAGCACACCGGAAAAUGAGAUGUCAGAGGACGGACAGCAGCAUCUCGAAGACAACAACUUUCUCGCUGUACCAGUGUUUUUUCAUCGCAUUCGAUACGCCCAGCCUACGCGCUCAGAUUGCCCAAUGAAGAGACAUAGCCCAAAGGCACGAAUCACUCACGUGAAGCGCAGGUUGGCGACGCAAUGGACUCGGUUGCGAGCUCACGAUGCAGGCACGGACGCAGCAGAUCACUUCGUUAAACUUUCAAGAAAGUCUUGUCCAAAGAUCCUUUGGAGCAGGGGGUCGGUCGAGAACAAAGCGUUUUCAAGUACAGACCGCGCCGGUAGUGGUGGCGCAAAUAGCCGAAGAGAGGGGCACGAAGCGGAACAGGUGCUACCCGAGGAACAAGACGACGCUGCAGACGAGGAGUCGGUUGCGAGUGCUCUUCAGGGCGAAGCCGAGUGUGUGUAUCGUUUCGCGCGUUGGCUACCCUCGGAAUUGCUGACAAAAACAUUUGAUUCGCACUAUCGAAAGCACUUCGUAUGCCAGAAAGUGCGAAGGACCAUAUACUGGUACCUCCACGUCGAUGACUUUCGGCUGCAUUAUUCUCCUCCAAAUUGGCAUCACCCAAGACCAUGGUGCGCGCAGGGGGACACGCGGAAGAAUAUAUUAGAGAUGUCUUCUCUCAAGAUCGGUUUGAGCGUGCGCUGGAGCGGGGCAUGUCCCGUAACCGAAACUAUAGCGCGGACUCACAACUACUGA